AUGACCAGUACUUGUGUCACGCGAUUCAGUGGAACGCUCCGUCAAGUUAUAUUCGUAAGCAAGCCGUACACGUAUGAGGUCUCAUUGCUGGUAACCGACACGAAUUUAGUUUCGUUUAAACCCAAUAGCACAAUGCACAAGGUUCACCACAUGUUGCUGUUCUCCUGCGUUGUCCCCGGCUCGUUCGAUGAGAUAUGGGACUGCGGAGAAAUGUCCGGAACGUUUGCCGAAGGCAGAUAUUCCACGGCACCUGUUUGCAGCGCCGACUACCCGAUGAACAUGCAGAUCAUUUACGGAUGGGCCAGAGACUCGCCGGCCCUCAAGUUGCCUGACGGUGUUGGCUUUAAAGUCGGCAAAGACACAGCAAUGCGGUACCUUGUCCUACAAGUUCAUUACAUGCAUCCGUUGCAAGACACGUUCGACAUCGAGUGCGUGAUCGAGGAAGACCUGAAACUGCACCCGUUCGCCUUCCGAGUACACGCUCACGACCGAGGACGAGUUGUGUCCGGAUUUAGAGUACGUCGUAAAAUAUUUUACAACGGCGACUGGAGAGACGAAUGGGAACUGAUCGGCAAGCGAAACCCGAAAGAUCCUCAGAUGUUUUACCCAGUUCACAAUCUGAACAUGGUCAUAGAACAGGACGAUGCGGUGGCUGCUCGUUGCGUGAUGGAAAAUAAAGAGUCCCGACCAAUAUCGAUAGGGAGCACGGGUGAGGACGAAAUGUGCAACUUCUAUUUGAUGUACUGGGUUGACGGCGAUCAGACUCUGACGAAGAACAUGUGCGCGUCGCACGGCCCGCCUCUGUCCUACUGGAAUUUCCGGUCGAUUCCAGAAAAGGAAGCCAAUACCUUGAAAUAA
This is a messenger RNA of Soboliphyme baturini, 858 nucleotides long. NCBI's taxonomy places the organism in Eukaryota, Metazoa, Nematoda, Enoplea, Dioctophymatida, Soboliphymatidae. The record is from the annotation of a GenBank genome assembly.